Molecule: messenger RNA, 1719 nt
Organism: Gordionus sp. m RMFG-2023
Lineage: Eukaryota; Metazoa; Nematomorpha; Gordioida; Chordodea; Parachordodidae
Exons: 10
Coding region: 76-1293 (405 amino acids)
Molecular function (GO): RNA helicase activity; ATP binding; RNA binding
Source: RefSeq, a predicted model, not a curated record
AAAUAUUUACCGAGUUCAGUUAACUAAACAUAUUGUAUUUUUUACCGGAAAAUCAUUCGAAAACCACUGAAAAUUAUGUCAAUAGAAGAUGAUAAUCGAAUAGGAAACGACAUUAAUAAUGUUGAAAAUAUUCCUGAUGAAGAUAUUGAAACAAAUUACUAUGAAAUCAUUGACAGCUUUGAUAAUAUGAAUUUAAAAGAAUCACUUUGCCGUGGUAUAUAUAAUUAUGGUUUUGAAAAACCAUCCUCUAUUCAACAACGUGGCAUAAAACCUAUAAUAGAGGGCUAUGAUGUCAUUGCACAAGCACAUUCAGGUACAGGUAAAACUGCAACCUUUGCCAUAGGAAUAUUACAAAAGGUAGAUACAAACGUUAGAACCUGCCAAGCUCUUGUAGUAGUUCCAACAAGGGAAUUAGCUCAUCAAAUACAUAAAGUUUUUAUGGCAAUUGGAGAUUAUUUAAAUGUACAAUGUCAUGUUUGUAUUGGUGGCACAAAUGUUGGAGCUGAUAUGGCAAGAUUAGAAGAAGCCCAAAUUGUGGUUGGAACUCCAGGAAGAGUUUUAGAUAUGUUGAAGCGGAAUGCACUAAAACCUUCUGGAAUCAAUAUGUUUGUAUUAGAUGAAUCUGAUGAAAUGCUCUCAAGGGGGUUUAAGGAUAUGAUUAGAGACAUGAUUGAAUGUCUUAGACCGGAUACUCAGAUCAUCUUAUUAUCUGCUACUAUGCCCAUAGAAGUUUUACAAGUAACCCGACAAUUCAUGAAAAAGAACGCCAUCAAAAUUUUAUUGAAGAAGGAAGAACUAACUCUCGAGGGGAUCAAACAAUUUUACAUUGGAGUUGAAGAGGGGUGGAAAUUGGAAACACUUCUCGAUUUAUACAAAACCAUAAACGUAUCCAAAGCUGUCAUAUUUUGUAACACUAAAAACAAAGUUGACUAUCUUUUGUCGAACCUCUUACAGAAAGAUUUUGUUGUAUCCGCCAUGCACUCAAACAUGGAUCAAAAAGGGCGGGACAAAAUUAUGCGAGAAUUUCGAACUGGAUCAAGUCGUAUUUUACUAUGUACAGAUUUGAUAUCGCGAGGAAUAGACGUUCAACAGGUCUCGCUCGUCAUUAAUUACGACCUGCCAGCUAACAAGGAGAUUUAUAUUCACAGGAUAGGGAGAAGUGGCAGAUUUGGCAGAAAAGGAGUGGCUAUUAAUCUUGUUAGCUCCUAUGAUAUGCCACACAUGCUAGAGAUCGAGACUUAUUACCACACGAAAAUUGUCGAAUUACCCAAUAAUAUUAGUGAUAUUCUUUAAUUACUUUAUCUUUAAGUUACGCAAGAGAAACAAGGUGGCUUCUAAAUAAAUUAUUUAUCCUACACACUUAUUUUAAUAAAUACCUUUUGCAUCCACUAAAAAACAUAUUUUAAACUCUCCAGCCCUAACCAUCUAAUUAUAUAUACUCGAAGAUCUAGACAAUAUAACUAUAAUAAUAAUAGCAUUACUUCUUGCUUGUACAUAAAAUAUGAAGAGCCCUUAAACAUUUUAAAUAAUUUUUUACUAUAAUUGAACUUUUUUUAAAAACUUAUUUACUUUAAUAUUUAUAAAUGUCCAGAUUUUGUAAAUUUUUGAUUUCAAUGAACAAUCAUCAUCGAGCUUGUAAAAUUAUUCUAAUGUUAUUUUAUUUUUAACGUGAUAUUUAUUUCGUAUAUGUAAUAGAUCAUCUAUCUGACUCUUGAUUAC